UACAAUUUAAUAGUAAUUGUAAAAAAAAUCAAAUUCAGGCCACAUUGCAUAGUCUCCGAACCACCCUGUACGAAAAAUUGACACGCAGAUGAGUGACCGUGAGUGGGGGGGGGUCGUGUUUCAGACUUUAGCCCUUAUUUCAGACUUUAGCCUUGUUUUGUUGUUCCGAUUUCGAUCUAACAUUAAAGUGUAAACAUUUAAAAUCUGAGCCCAUAGUGCGAAGAAACGAUUUAUGAGAAAAAGUUGAAGUUUUUUCACAGGGUAGAACGCUGUCAGAUAGCUGUCAAAGCAGUGAAGUCGAAGUGGAAGAAAAACAAAUCAUACAUAUUUUUCAUACUUUUCACAAUUUAUCAUGUCGGAAACAAUGUUUGAUGCUCGUGCUUAUUGCAAAAUAAUGUUACACGCAGCGAAGUAUCCGCAUCUGGCAGUAAACGGAUUGCUUUUGGCAGAAAAUGGUAAAUCAAACGUGAUUGUGGAUGUGGUACCUCUGUUUCAUCAGUGCCUUCAUGUGUCACCCAUGGCUGAAGUAGCGAUGGUUCAGGUCGAAACUAAAGCAUCUCAAAAAGGUCAACAGAUUGUUGGUUAUUAUGUAGGUUGCGAGAAUUUCUACGAUAACCGAUUUGAGCGAGCACCGGGCAUACGGAUUGCGGAUAAAAUAGCCGAACACUGUCCUGAUGCUUGUAUUGCAGUAAUCGAUAACCGUGCCAUUUCGAUUAACAUGCGUUAUCCAGCUUUGCGUAUUUGGCAAUAUCGAGACAAUCGCUGGCUAAAAGCAAAAUGUGUGGUAGAAAAUGAUCACGUUACUUUCGAUGCCGUGUCCUGCUUAUUACAGCGUGGUGCUGCAAAAGAGUUGCAAGACUAUGAUAACUAUUUGGACAAUACGCAAAAUGAUUGGAACAACGUACAUUUCAACGGGGAUUUGAAGCAAAUUCUUUCCAUGUAUUAAGAAAUACUGUAACUAACAUUACCGAGUUGAAAUAUAUACGUGUAAAAUGUA
Messenger RNA from Anopheles funestus (African malaria mosquito), 997 nucleotides. It is a transcript of the gene EMC8-9, whose product is annotated as ER membrane protein complex subunit 8/9 homolog. Lineage: Eukaryota; Metazoa; Arthropoda; Insecta; Diptera; Culicidae. The transcript is spliced from 2 exons. Gene Ontology annotation, cellular component: EMC complex. Bases 353 to 946 code for a protein of 197 amino acids. The record is from RefSeq and is a predicted model, not a curated record.